Molecule: messenger RNA, 2499 nt
Organism: Pestalotiopsis fici W106-1
Lineage: Eukaryota; Fungi; Ascomycota; Sordariomycetes; Amphisphaeriales; Sporocadaceae
Exons: 4
Coding region: 1-2499 (832 amino acids)
Biological process (GO): ERAD pathway
Cellular component (GO): endoplasmic reticulum membrane
Molecular function (GO): protein binding
Source: RefSeq, a predicted model, not a curated record
AUGAGGCAUUGGAUCGUUUCUACGCUCUUGCUUCUGCAGGCGAUUGCAGUUGCAUUUGGCAACGAACAGAAAGUACUAGGCAACGAGGAACCCAGCGAAGCUCUCGCGACACCCGACAACGCAGCCGCCGAACCCGUCGCCUUUCAGGGAGGAUGGACUCCAUACCAAAAUGGCUGGGAACUCGUCGAUGCCGCCUUGGCCGAAUUCCGAAAGAUUAAGACACAUUCGCAUCGAAAGAACAAGAAGCCCGCCGGCUUAUUUGGCACAGUAUUCCGUUAUGCUCUCAAGGCGCUCCCCAGCUUACGCGCCAGCGCACCUCCGGCUCCGGAAGAGCACGCGGGACCUGUCAUCACCGGGCCUCUUCUGGAAGGCGUGCGUCUCCUACAGCAAUCCGCCGAUUUGAAUAACACCGACGCCAUAUUCCUCCUGGGCGAACUCAACUUCUUUGGAAACUACAGCCACCCGCGAAACUUCAAGGCCGCCUUCGAUCAUUACUAUAGACUGGCUUCGGUGACAGGAAACAGUUCCGCCCAGUUCAUGGUGGGACUCAUGUACUCGACGGGAAUCGGCGAGGCUGUGGAAAAAGAUCAGGCGAAAGCAUUGCUAUACCAUACUUUUGCCGCAGACCAGGGUUACACGCGGUCAGAGAUGACUGUUGCUGCACGAUACACCAGCGGAAUCGGUGUGCCAAAGAGCUGCGACAUGGCCUGCAAAUACUACAAGAGAGUUGCGGACAAGGCCAUAGCAUGGAUUCGCUCUGGCCCACCCGGCGGCAUGCACAUUAUGCAAGAAUCAUAUCGACUUGCCGAUGAAGUUGGUGGCGUCUACGGCGAGGGUGCCAGUGUGGUCAGUUCCGGAAUUCAUGCCUUCCGCCACAGCCCGAACUCGGACGCCUACGCCGCCAUCGACGACGUGAUCGAAUAUCUCGACCUCAUGGCAAACAAGGGCGAUUUCAAAGCUGCCUUCAAUCUAGGCAGACUAUACUAUGAGGGCCAGCGAGAGUUGGAACGCGAUGUCGAGCUUGCUAGACACUAUUUUUUGAGUGUCGCCACGAAGCACUGGCGUGUUAAGGAUGGGCGUGUUUCCGACAGCUCAAAGCCUGGACUAGAAAAGUAUGCUUCGAAAGCUGCUGGUUAUAUUGGCAGAAUGUGGCUCAGAGGCGAGGGCAUGAAGCAAAGUUACGGUAAUGCCAAAAAGUGGUUCGAGCGUGGCAUUGAGCAUGGUGAUGCUCAGUCGCACUGGGGCCUGGCUGUCAUGGCUCUCAAAGGCUACGGAAUGACCAAGAACGUCGCGAGGGCCACAGAGCUCUUUAAGGCUGCCGCCGACCAAGACUUUGGCCCUGCGCAAGUUGCCCUAGGCGCCCUGCACCUGGAUCAGGGAAAUAACGAUGAUCUCAGGAUUGCCAGUCACUAUUUUGAGAGCGCCGCUCGUUAUGGCAAUGUCGAGGCAAUGUACUACUUGGCAGAAAUGAUGCACCACGGCGUGGGCAGGGACAAGACCUGUACCAGCGCGCUGAGCUACUACAAGCUUGUAUCCGAAAAAGCCGAGCCUUUUGUCUCAUCUUGGGCCGAAGCCAACCAUGCUUAUGACGACGGAGAUAUCGAGCUCGCUAUUCUCGACUAUGUCCUUGCUGCCGAGCAGGGCUACGAAAAGGCCCAGAACAAUGUAGCUUACAUCCUGGAUUCUGCCCAGUCACGACUACCACUACCAUCGUGGCUCAAGACCCAGGCUCCAAAGUCAAAGCUAUUGCAGGACUCGGCGCUCGCCCUCAUCUAUUGGACGCGAUCUGCCGUCCAGUCCAACAUUGACUCCCUGGUCAAGAUGGGUGACUACUAUCUCAGCGGUAUCGGGACUGAUAUCGCAAUCGACAAGGCAGCGCAAUGCUAUACUGGAGCAUCGGAACAUUUCCAGAGCGGGCAAGCCUUGUAUAACCUCGGGUGGAUGCAUGAGCAUGGUGUAGGGCUGAAGCAAGAUUUUCACCUUGCGAAGCGGUACUAUGACCAUGCUCUGGAGACCAAUGACGAGGCAUAUCUUCCAGUCUCGAUCAGUCUAUUGAGAUUACGAAUACGCAGUGCUUGGAACACAUUCACGAAUGGAGACAUCAAUUCUAUUCGUGAUGAGCCAUCCAACAAGAAGGACUGGUCGCUGAGUGAAUGGGUUGCCAACUUUCUAUCCGACGAGCGCUUUAUGCAAUAUGACGAUGCAUAUGACGACCUGUAUGAUGAAGGUAUCGUUGGUUCAGACGGCCAGGGCUUUGACGAGGAGGACCUCGAAGGCGUCAUUGACAGCUUGGUCAUCCUUUUCGUGGCUGCCGCUAUUGUUGCGCUGGUCUGGUAUCGUAACGCGAGACAGCAAGCACACCGACAGGCGGAAGACAACGCAGCAAGAGGAAGGGCUGCCGGAAGGCCGCCGGCGCCGCAACCGGGAGCAGCACCCCAACCGAAUAACCCGGGACUGGAUCCAUUCAUGCCGCUCGGAGCUGGAGGUAUAGGGCACUAG